CGACACCAAAAAAAUAGUUCCUAACUCGACGGAAAAGUAAGUUCAUACAUCAUGAAGAGCUAAUCAAAUAACAGAAUUUUCAUUUUUUCCACUGAUUUUUUUUUUAUGUGUUAUCUCAAUUGAUUAAUUACAAGUAUUAUUAAAGAAGCACCAUAUAUAAUUAGCAAAUAGACACUCUCACUCUCUCUACUUCUCUCGCUUUCUCUCUCUCUCUCUGAAUCACUAUCUCUUCCUCGAGUUCAAUCACCACAAACUCACAAUCAAAUAUACACUUAGACACACUCAUCUGAAUCUGAAACCGAAUCUCUCUGCAGAAGCACACAUUAUUGAUGGAGGAGAAGUGGAAGCUGUCGAAGAAAGAGACAACAGCUUCUUCUUCCUCCUCUAAGUCAAAGUUUUCUAGAAGCUUCUCAACAAGUGCUUCCUCCACAAAGUCUCCAAUAUUCGUACGGAGUUCCUCUACCAAAUGCUCUGUUCCUUCUUCCUCCUCUUCCUCUUCUUCUUCCUCUUCAAUCUCAAGAAGCUUCUCAAGAAAAGAGAGAAGAUCUUCUUCUUCAUCAUCUUCUUCUAUCACUCAGAAAUAUAGCAGCUUGGCUAAAGAACAGAAGGCAAGGUUUUACAUCAUGAGAAGGUGUGUGGCUAUGCUUGUUUGUUGGCACAAACAUGGAGAUUCUUAACUAGAUCUUCAUCUUCUUCUUCCUUUUUUUUGUUUCCUUGUAAUUAGAUCAGUUUGAUUAUUAAGGGUUUCCAUACAAGUACAUUGUAAGAAGAGAUUUUGUUAAAAAAAUUUAGGGUUUCUAUGCUAAUUUUUUUCAAUUAUAUGACUUGCAUAUGCUACAUAUAUACACAAUCAUAGAUAUGUGUGGUGUAUAUGUAUCAUUAAUGCAAGUAUUUACUUUUUACAUUAAGAAAGGAAUGAUUGAUGUCUUUGUUUAGAUUUCAAAUAUUAAAAUGCAAUAUCUGGAGGAUUAGUGUA
This is a messenger RNA of Arabidopsis lyrata subsp. lyrata, 976 nucleotides long. RefSeq lists its product as uncharacterized. Gene Ontology annotation, biological process: negative regulation of cell population proliferation. The coding region runs from base 330 to 677 and encodes 115 amino acids. Lineage: Eukaryota; Viridiplantae; Streptophyta; Magnoliopsida; Brassicales; Brassicaceae. The record is from RefSeq and is a predicted model, not a curated record. The transcript has a single exon.